GACGGCGCCAUCUCGAACGACUCGGACGAUGUCGAUGACGAGGACAUCUCGGACUUCAACAUCCUCCCCGUCGACAACAGCAAGAGCAUGAAGCUCCAGGACGACGGCGACACCUUCCGCGUCUGGUUCGAAAAGGCCGACAAUGGCGAGGAAACCAACAACUCGGAGUCGUCUCGCUCGAUGCGCGCCGGAGCCGAGCCCACCAUCGUCAUCUGCCCCGAGACCCCCGGCAAAAAGUACAACGUCGAGUGGAUCCGCAACUGGGUCAUCAAGGUCGCCCGCCAGUUCGAGCGCCAUCAGAAGCGCAACAAGACCCGAGGCCGCUACGAGCGAGUCGCUGCCUCCUGGGACGCCGGCUCAUACUACUGGAACAUGACCUGCACUCUGCACUCGAGCCGCGGCAUCGACGCCGUUUCGCUCGACAUGGCCCAGGAGAAGCAGUUGCGCAAGGACAUUGCCACCUUCACGGCCGAUCGCGAGUUCUACGCCCGCAUGGGCAUUCCCUACCGCCGCGGCUAUCUGUUCUCAGGCCGACCGGGCACCGGCAAGUCCAGCCUGGUCAACGCCCUGUCCUCGUCGCUCAACCGCGACCUCUACUACAUCAACCUCCGGGAGAUCAAGGACGACAGCGCCCUGCAGUCGGCCUUCUCCAGCAUCCCCAAGAACUCGGUGAUUGUCUUUGAGGACAUUGAUGCCCAGUCCAAGACGGUGCACUCGCGGACCAGCCGUGCCCUGCUGCAUGCCGAGAUGCCUGCCUUUGAGGACAUUAGCAUCAUGGGUCCUUCGCUGGACCAGAAGGCCAGGCUGCUGCCUUCGACUGGCUUCACCCUCUCGGCGCUGCUCAACUGCCUCGACGGCUAUGUCACCGAGGAGGGCAUGAUUGUCAUCAUGACGAGCAACCACCCCGAAGUCCUGGACCCGGCCCUGAUCCGGCCCGGCCGCAUCGACCUACACAUGGACCUGGGCUACUGCACCCAGUACCAGUUUGCGCACAUGUACCGCGCCGUCAUGGACGAUCCUGCUGCUGUGCUCGAGGGCGUCGAGACCCUCCCCGAGCACGUCAUCUCCCCUGCCGACGCCAUGCGGAUCAUGAUCCUGAACCGGGCUGCUCCCGACAGCGUGGUCCCGGAGCUCCUGAAGCGGGCCUCGGAGAUCCAGGCUGGCGCAAAGUCCGAGUGGGAGAUUGAGCAGGCGAUCAAGGAAGCGUAUCGGGCACAGCAGGAGCGCGAGGAAGAGCAGAAGCGCGAGGAAGAGCAGAAGCAGAAUGAGAAAGAGAAGGCCGAGAACGGCGACUCGGACGGCAAGGACGGCAAGGACGCUUCGGCCGAGAAGGACACUUCUGGAUCCAAGCCAAGCGACGGCGACUCGUAAACUGGCUGAUAUACUGCCAACAGCGGUCCAAGCACCACCGACUUGGCACCCGCCUCAUGUGCAUCCAUCCCAUCCCAUUAAUACCCACUCUGUAUCAUCUCAUCGACCUGCUCUCUGCAUGCACACCUGGACACUCCACGAUGGUGCGGCUGUCUCGCACGCCAAUAUACACAUGUCCAGUCCA
This is a messenger RNA of Polychytrium aggregatum, 1555 nucleotides long. RefSeq names its product P-loop containing nucleoside triphosphate hydrolase protein. The record is from RefSeq and is a predicted model, not a curated record. NCBI's taxonomy places the organism in Eukaryota, Fungi, Chytridiomycota, Chytridiomycetes, Polychytriales. The transcript has 2 exons. The coding region runs from base 88 to 1371 and encodes 427 amino acids. Gene Ontology annotation, molecular function: ATP binding; ATP hydrolysis activity.